CCACUUUCUCCUCUUACUCCUCUCAUUCAUUCAUUCUUCUCUGUCACUUCGUACAACUUCCACACCACAUCAAUAUGAAACCCCAUUUGUCACAACAAACAAAUUCUCAACCUCUUCAAUAAAGUUCAACUUUAUUUUAAAAUCGAGAGGGACAACAACUGAAUAUUCAUAUUUUAUCAGAACAAGGUUUUUUGUUCUUCUUCUUAUGGCAGGUGGUUGGGUGAAGUCAUUGCAAUGCAAAUCCAAAGCUUUUGAAGAUGUUUACAAUCCAAACACUAAAAACCGCAUACCCAACAGUGCAAGUUGUAGAAAGAGUGUUCAAAACAUCAAAGACGUUGUAGUUGAAACAACAACCAAAACAAAAUCCAAAAAACCACUUCAAAAACAUCAUAGUUCAAGGUAUCCAAGGACAUCCACGAAUACAGAUUUUGAAACCACUAUUAACCGUUCAAAAAGCACCACCGCAACCACCACCCGUCGUGUUCCGGCGCCGGCGACGGACCAACUUUUUCCUUCUCUCACGGAGGUUACCGAGGGGCAUCCUUCUCGAAACGUAGUGGAAAUAAUCUUCCACACGAGCUGGGGACCCAAGCCUUUUUCGGGUCGGGUUGAAAUGAUUUUCAAGGUUCACAACGGUUCAAAAACGGUUUCCCGGUUCGAAGAGUAUCGUGAAAUAUUGAAGGGUCGAGCCGGUUCGAACCGGGGGAACAACCAUGAGGAGAAUGUUCGGUGUGUUGCGGAUGGAAAUGAAGUGAUGAGGUUUCAUUGUUUGGGUCCCACUUCAGGUUGUGGGCCCUACGGUGGAGCUAGUGUUUGGUCUUUUUCAGGUGGUAAAGGCUCCGCGAUCUGCACGUUUUCCGGUAGCGGCGGGGCACAUGAGAGCUCCGGUGGUGGAAGAGGGAGGAGGGCAAUGUUGGUUUGUCGGGUCAUAGCGGGUCGGGUUUCGAAGGAAGUAGGGUUUAUGGACUCGUUGUUGGAUGGGCGAGUUGGGUUUGACUCGGUGAGUGGGGAUAAUGGCGAGUUGUUAGUGUUUGACUCGCGUGCUGUAUUGCCUUGUUUUCUUAUCAUUUAUAAAUUGUAAAAAAUGGGUAUUAACCGUUCUUAUCUUUUCUUUGUAGGAAUUUAGAAGAAGAAAAAAAACACUCUUGAUUUGUUUUCAUUUUGGAUUUGGGAUUCAUGUAUAUGUAUGAAUGCUUAUUGUUGAGUUCUGGUGUUUCCAAACAGCUUAUUUUCCUUGCU
Messenger RNA from Cicer arietinum (chickpea), 1239 nucleotides. The record is from RefSeq and is a predicted model, not a curated record. NCBI's taxonomy places the organism in Eukaryota, Viridiplantae, Streptophyta, Magnoliopsida, Fabales, Fabaceae.